This is a messenger RNA of Plasmodium vivax (malaria parasite P. vivax), 5403 nucleotides long. RefSeq lists its product as hypothetical. Bases 1 to 5403 code for a protein of 1800 amino acids. NCBI's taxonomy places the organism in Eukaryota, Apicomplexa, Aconoidasida, Haemosporida, Plasmodiidae. Gene Ontology annotation, cellular component: mitochondrion. The transcript is spliced from 2 exons. Gene Ontology annotation, molecular function: GTP binding. The record is from RefSeq and is a predicted model, not a curated record.
AUGAGAAUUUACAUCAACAGAGCAGAAUGGAAAUUGAAUAAACACCACAGGUGUCAUUCAUAUUUUUUAAAAAAUAAUUAUUUUGAAAAUGUGUUCUUCGUGAAUUCGCACAUAAAAGGUUUUAGCAAGAAUGACGAGAAAGAGGCGGUGAAAAUGGAGCGCAACAGAAAAAGGGGUGUGUUUUAUUUUCCCCCGAAAAGUGGUGCCCUGGGCAGGAGGGGCGUGUACAGGUGGGUUAGGAAGAAAAGGGGGCAUUCUUCUACAAGGUGUUUUUUUAAGUCUAAUGGGGGGGUGGCCCCUUUUUCACGGAAUGGAGAUAGUGGCUGCGGAAGGGUCAGCGGUGACGCCCGUCUGAACAGCCUCGCUCGAAGUAACUGGUCGCGCUGGAGCAAACUCUUCUCGAGCGACUUUGAAAAGGCUUUUAAAGAAAAUUUCGACGAAAGCAGCCGGCUGAAGAAGAGCGAGCUGGUGUCCAUCUUAGCCUGCAUCUGCACAAACAUCGUUAUUGAGUUUUUAAAAAUAAAAGAGGAGAAAAAGACGGAAGAUUUUGACUACCCCUUUGACUAUAGCCUUAUGAACAUCCUAAAGCUGGUAAACUUUGAAUAUGACGUGAAUGAGGAGCUUCAGAAGAAGAGGAAGAAGCAGAAGAGGGAGUUUAACAGGAGGAAGUUCAAGGGGGGGGGGAAUGAGCCAAACGAACCCCAUUUAGGAGGACCCCCAAUCGGCGGAGCAUACGAAGAGACGGAGGAAGACGUGAACAUAAAUAUAGACAAUAAAAACACGAAGGAGGAAAAUGACAAAUUAGACGAGUACAUUAAAAUGAUGGAAUUUAACACAAUGGAAAUUAAACACAUUGAGCCUUACAUCGACCUUUUCUUUGGAAAAAAAACAUUUCAAAAAGUUUUUCUAAAGAACGGGAUAGACAUACACAAAAUCUACGAUAAGCUUAGUGAGGCCCUGUUUGAUAAGUGCCAAGAAAAAGCCAACGUGAUGGAGCUGCAGAGGUUUGUCGAACACGAGGAGAGAAAUAUACACAAGAAGAAAAGAGUUCAUGUGAGGAAUGGUUCCAUGUCAUUUGACGAGUAUAUGGAAGGUCUGGGCAGCUUGGAGGAGAGCAAGGGGGUCAGUGAGGUGGAGAGGAUUCUCUACGACGGGGAGGUGCCCCCGAAGGUGGCAGCGAAGAAGAGGAAAAAAAAAAACAGGAAAGGUGGCACUAUUAUCAACGGGCUGAGCGGCAGUGAACGAAGGGAUGGCGAUCAUUUGGGGGUUGAUCUGGGCGGCGGACCGGGCACGGACGGGGGUAGCGGUGAAAGCGGUGAUAGCGGUGGUGAUAGCGGUGGUGAUAGCGGUGGUGAUAGCGGUGGUGAUAGCGGUGGUGACAGCGGUGGUGACAGCGGUGAAAGCGGCGGGGACAGCAGCGGGGACCCUGGAGUUGAACAUUCCGCUGGAAGUACAAACAGCGGCAGCCAAAAUGAUGGGGGGGACGGACACGAAGGGGGGCAAGACAACUUCUCGGGGGGAGGGAACAAGGAGGAGGGGAGGAGCGCGAACAGGGGUGGCGUGGAAUUCCUGAAUGGAAUUUCGUACGCGCUAGUAAGGAGGGAGGAUGAGACGGAGGCAAAUGACAACGCAGCGGUAGAAGCAAAGGGUGACUUGUCGGUUGAGGCAAACGACAACGCAGCGGGGGAGGCAAAUGGCAACAUCGUCCUGAUCAAAUUCGUGUACGAUAAUAAAUACGCGUGCGAGUUUAGGACGGACUUGGGUGUGAUAGCCUACGAGGGGGUAGGGACGAAAUCGCCAGAAGAUAUAAAAGAAGGCGUAAAAAAAAUGUACCGUGGAGUGAGCGUUGGGGGGGGGUUAUCCGAUUUGCAUUUGAUUAGAGGAGGCCCCUUCAAGCGGAUUUUGGAAGACCUAAAUUUUGAGGAACUCUAUGAGAUGCCUUAUAAGAAGCGAUUUGCACGAAAGCAAAGCAUCGUUAGGCAGAUGAAUGCCUCAGUUGUGGUGCAGAAGGGGGUAAGCGACAUGGAUGCGUACCCUCUGCUCUAUGGCUACCUGAAGGUGUGGGAAGAGGACCUACACUGCUACGAAUUGAAGAGGGUCGAAGUGAGGCACAUGUGGGGGGAAAGGAAAAGGGGGGAGAAUAUGCCAAGUGGAGAAAUGAGGUGGAACUUUUUUCGCAACUACGGUGAGGGGGGUGGCCAUACGAAUGAUCAGCCGAAUGACCUUCCAGAUGACCAUCCAGAUGACGUACUAAUCGACAGCGACCGGUACAGACAAAUCGUGCGCGCGAAGGAUGGCAAGGCGAAUGGAACCCUUUGCGACCUUCUGGGAGGAGACUUCCCAAACAGCGACUACAUUUCGUUUAAGGCCAAACUGUUCGUCAACAAUAGGAAAGAAAUCAACUGCUAUGAGGAGCUAAUUACAAAACUGACGUGCGGCCAUUCGAAUUUAAGUGUUGCCAUCCUGAGUCGCUUGAAGGAGAUAAGGGAAGAUCUCUCCUUUGUAUCGGGGGAGGCCUUUUUAGAAAAAUACACUUUUGACGAGGAGGACGAGUUCUUCAACUUCAACAGAAUUGUGCACAGGUGUGUGGUCGAGGGGAGGUACCACUCGAUGUUUCGAGGAGGAGGUGGUGGACUCAAAGGAGGGGAAAGGAGUUUUAAGCUGUUUUGCCAUGGUGGUGGCUUUGCAGGUGGUAGCAGGGGGGGGAGGAACGUUUUCGUACCACUAGUAAGAAGAAGGAUCACCUAUUUGCCACCCCCUGUAGAGAGAGCCCUUUCCCUUCCCAUUCAUGCAAAGGUAAGUGCCGAAGAAAGUCGGAAAAAAAAGCAACAAAAGAGGAGGAAAAAAAAAAAACAACUCAUCGAUGAUGCCAAUUUGGUGAGCAGUGAGAAGCAAGAGGAUGACCCGUUUAGCGACGAAAUGGACGAAGAUUUGCUGCGCUUUGAGAAAAUAGACAAGAUUAUGGAGUUACGUGGGGAGGGCGACCAUAGGAGGGGCAGCGGCUUGGGAGGUGGCACGACCGACCUGCUCAAUGACGAAGUGACUAGCCAAGCGGUAGAACAUAUGAGACGCCAACCGAAUAGGAGCCAUGAGAAAAGCAAAAACUAUUUGGAAAAAAUGCUCGAAAGGCAGAAGAGGGUAAACGAUUUUUUAAGUUUAGAAAAAGCUGAAGAAAGUGUAAAAAAGAAUUUGAGCGUGGUAAACUAUGAAGAAGCCUUUAAGCAGUUGAGGGGGAAGUCCAGGGGGAAACAGCAGGCAGUCGGGGAGGGGGGCAAACUAGCGGAGGAGGGCAAAUUAACGGAGGAUAACCAAGUAGAAGCGACCUUGCUGAGCGACGCAGAUGAUGAAGAAAUCGAAAGGCAAAUUAGAGGAAUACUACAAGGGAAAAACUUAAAUGAUGGGUCUUAUCGGUUAGACCGCUUUGAGGAGAGGGGCGGGGUGGACACACAAGAGCCCAGCGGAAAGAGAGACCAGAAAGACGACGAGGAAAAGAAGAAGGAGGAGAAGAAAAAGAUCGAGGAGUUUUUCAAAAACAUGAGAGUCGAAGUGAAGUUGAGCAGGGACUCCUGCGUGGGGUGCGGAAUAGCCUUUCAGUCGGCUGACCAGAAGAAGUUUGGCUUUUUGAAAAGCCAGGUGUACGAGAGGGUGGUCAGCAGGAACGAGGGCUUUGACAGGAGGGAGAUACUGCGCGAUAUUUACGAGGGGGGGGUGGAAGCGCAGUGGGGGAAGAAGGAUGGAGAGAUGACUGUCCAAGAGGGGGAGAGGCCGAUCGGUCAGUGCGGCAGCUACGCAAAGGAGCAUAACCGCAAGCAGGAGCUGCUGAGCGAGGUUCACAAACUGAGGGGGGAAGCCAUCAGUAAGGUUGUUCAUCUGGGGAGGGGCGGUUACCCCGAGGGUGAAAUCACCUCCAUCAUACAAAAGCAGGCAAACGAACCAACCGGCGCAGAAACGACUGAAGAGAAGUUCUACCUAUGUGAGCGAUGCUUCAAUUUGAAGUACAAAAAUGACAUACAGGAAAACAUGAUAAUAAAUUAUACGAAUAAAAACGAAAUUAGUGCCGAAGAUUUUGAAAAGUACGUAAUAAAUAUUUUCAAGAAAAGAUGUUUUAUAAUUUACAUCGUAGACAUUUUGGAUUUAUACAUUUAUUCCAAUUUGAAGAAAUUAUUUUCUUUAUAUAAGAUGCAUUCUGAUAGGGGCAAAAGUGAGGGUUUUUUUUUUUGCGUAAAUAAGGUGGACCUUUUGCCUGACUAUAAAGAAUUUACUGUGAAAAAUUACGUGUAUAAUUUUUUGCGGAGCAACAAGAUAAAUGUGUUGUUUCGGAACAUCUUCUUGGUGAGCGCGAAGACGGGUUACAAUGUGAAGAAGCUGAUUUACACGGCCUACGUGCGGAGCAGGGCCGUGCGCAAGAGGGGGAAGCGGCGCGGCGAGGGGGGCGGCAAUCGGGGCGGCGCGAAGAGUGGGCAGGCCAUCGAUGGCGAAGUGGAGGGUGACGACGAUGAUGAAGAAGAAGUGGAUGGUGAUGGUGACGACGAUGAGGUGGUGGAGGGUGGCGAUGACUAUGACGGUGACGAAGUGGAUGAUGACGAUGGCGAGGCUAGCCGCGAGAUGGGCGAUCUGGGCGAGCUGGCCCCCCCGGGGGACGCGCCGACCAAGAAGAAGAAAUUCUUCCUGAAAAACGUGAACAUUUACAUCGUGGGAAACGCCAACAGCGGGAAGUCGUCCCUCAUCAAUUACCUACUGAAGAACGUCAAAAAAAAAGACAACCGAAACUUCCAAAUUAGCAACAGCAUCAUUCCAGGAACGACUCUGAAAAAUAUACAAAUAAAGUUAAGCAAGCAUAUAACCAUUAAUGACACCCCCGGGAUUAUUUCCGGCCAGUCGCUUCUCUCUUGCCUCAACUUUGACGAAAUGAAAUACGUGGUAUGCACCAAGUUGAAAAAAAAAGUGCCAGCCAUAUACGUAAACAAAAAUGAUUACAUUUUCAUCGGGGGGCUUAUGUACAUUCACAUUUUAAAUAUUAAGAAGCAUUACGCUAUUAUGUCUUUUUUUAUGUCCGAAAGGAUUCCAAUCAUAAAGAGGAAAAACUUUUCCAAAGACGCAGGGAACUUUUUAAGGGAGAAGAUAAGCAGCGGGUUUCUUUACCCCCCCUUCUCAGUCGAACGAUUUGACCAACUUGGCACCUUUAAAGAUUGCUAUUUUAAUAUUACAAAUCCGUGCGUCGAUCGGGACAGCGGCAGCUACGACGUUCAUGUGCAGGGGCUGGGGUGCAUCACUUUUUACGCAUUUGAGAGCAUCGAGUUUCAUUUGCACACGCUGAAAAAUGUGGACGUCGUUUCGAGGACUUCGCUCAUGCCGUAUCAUAAGAGGUACGGCAAGCUGAACAUCUCCAAGGGGAAAACGUAG